Messenger RNA from Aspergillus melleus, 1619 nucleotides. RefSeq lists its product as uncharacterized. The coding region runs from base 1 to 1302 and encodes 433 amino acids. Gene Ontology annotation, cellular component: cytoplasm. Gene Ontology annotation, biological process: L-phenylalanine catabolic process. Lineage: Eukaryota; Fungi; Ascomycota; Eurotiomycetes; Eurotiales; Aspergillaceae. Gene Ontology annotation, molecular function: homogentisate 1,2-dioxygenase activity. The transcript has 4 exons. The record is from RefSeq and is a predicted model, not a curated record.
AUGCCGGCGCCCCCGAUCGAAGAGAGAGUCCCGAUUAAGGACAUGCAGAAGGUCUUCCACUACACAGAUACUAUGACCCGGAAACCGACGAGAGAAAACGAUCCUUACGAGUACCUGGCGGGAUUUGGCAACAGACACCAGUCCGAAGUGAUCCCGGGGACGUUGCCUGCUGGUCAGAACAACCCCCAAGAACCUCGCUUCGGACUUUAUACGGAGGGUAUCACCUACUCGGCCUUUGCAGCUCCGCGCCAUGCCAACUUCAGCACUUACAUGUACCGGGUUCGACCGGCGGCUGCUCACAAUGGGUACCGAGCCAACAUCGAACACAAGGCAGACAUCGAGAACUGUUUUUUGUCCUUGAACCCUAAGGUGGCGACGCUUGCGGAGCAGGGUGAAUGGGCUCCCUUCCCCCUCCCGAAGGAAGACGAAAAGAUCGAUUUCGUGGACGGUCUUCACACACUGGGUGGUAGCGGAGACCCCAACUUGCGCGAGGGAAUCGCUUUGUACGUGUUCAUGAUCAACGCGGACAUGGACCGUCGGGCCUUUUGCAACACCGACGGCGACUUCCUCAUCGUUGCUCAACUCGGCAACCUGGACAUCCAGACCGAGAUGGGAAAGCUGUUCUUGCAGCCCGGGGAGAUCUGCGUAAUCCCUCGGGGAGUUCGGUUUGCCGUCCGUCUCGGCCCCGGACACAACGUGGCUCGUGGAUAUAUCACCGAAGUUUGGGGCUCGCGCUGGGAGCUGCCGGAUCUAGGUCCCAUCGGAGGCCACGGCCUGGCCAACCCCCGGGACUUCCUGCACCCGGUCGCCCACAUCGACGAAGUUCUUCACGCAGAUUGGUCCAUUGUUAACAAGGCCAACGGCCUUUACAAUGCCAUUGAACAAGACCACAGCCCCUUCGACCUCGUUGCAUGGCACGGGAACGUUGUCCCCUAUAAGUAUGACUUGACCAAGUUCUCCUCGCAGAACGCGACGUCCAUCGACCACACGGAUCCCUCGGUGAACUGCGUGCUGACGGCGCUCUCGCGCGACCCCAUGACUCCGCUGGCGGACUUCCUGUGGUUCGGACCUCGCUGGGACGUGGCGGCUAACACCUUCCGCCUGCCGUACUUCCACCGUAACUCGGCCACGGAGUUCCUGGCUUCUCUAUACGGCAAUGGACUGGGCCGGUCCGACGACUUCUUGCCCGGCGGUGGCAGCGUUGAGAUCAGCCAUACACCACAUGGCAAUUUUAGCGAAGACUACGUGUAUGAGAUGCGUAACCAGGUCAACAAGCCUCGGAAAAUUCUCGAGAGUGAGUGAAGACCCUCCGUGACCAUAACCGAAACACUCACUAAUGGGCUGCAGAUCAAAUGACGAUCAUGGUGGAGAGCAGUCGGUCGUUCUUGUUCACGGAAUACGCUCGGAGCGGAUGUGGGACCUUCAAGGAUCAGGGAACCGACCCUAAGGUCUGGGAUGCUCUGCCGGACAAAUUUUCCUCGUACCCCAACAUCCAGGAGAUUCUUCGCCAAGUCAAGGCCGACAAGGAAGCCCGUAAAGAGCGCUUGGAGGCGUAUUACGACGAUGGGAAACUGGCGGAACUCGUGGCAGGUCAGAAGUCGACACAAUAGGGGUACAUA